ACAAGUUGAAACGUGCGUUUCGAAAUGAAUGAAUGGGUGUGACCAUUUUGCUAGCGCAAUCAUCUUGUUCCCCAAUUAAUUAGGUUUUUUCAGAGUAUCACAUUUUGCAUCGAUUCAUCUACGCACGCCACCGUCAAUCAUCUCAGCACAACGUUGCGAUUCGGACAAUCGCAAUACGAUGUCCUUCUUGAAGCAUUUUCUUGGUGACAGAAUACAAUUUCCAGUACUAAUUUUACAAUACAAAGCAUCUUUUUCAGGUCUGACCUGUACCUCAGAUAGUUUCACCAGUCAAGUCUUUCUGUGUGGCAUAUCAAAUUUCAUUAGGACUAACCAGACUGCAAAACAAGGCAUACUUAUUGACUCCAUUUGGCUAAAAUGACAGAAAUCCUUAGCUACACCGCUUCCAGACAGUUAUCUCAAAUGUUCCUUGCCAUUGCCUUCUUUCACGGUUCUGAAUAUUUUCUAGCAGUUGUCAUUCAUGGGAGAUCAAAUGUAACUCUAAAGUCUCUUUUGAUUAGCAAACAUUAUAUUGUGGCAAUGAUUUUUUCGUUGCUGGAAUACAUCAUUGAGAUUGUUUUAGUACCUGAGCUAAAGGAACAUUGGGUGAUCAGUGAUUUGGGCCUGGCACUGGUUCUGAUUGGGGAAAUUAUAAGGAAGAUGGGAAUUUUAACAGCUGGGAAAGCCUUUACACAUCUUAUAAAGAUUUAUCACGAGGAGCAACACCAGCUGAUUACUCAUGGUAUAUAUAGUUAUAUCCGUCAUCCAGGGUACUGUGGUUUCCUCAUUUGGUCGGUUGGUACUCAAAUAAUGCUCUGCAAUCCCAUAUCAACUAUUGCAUUUGCAGCUGUUGUCUGGCGCUUUUUUGCCAAGCGGAUACCUUAUGAAGAAUACUUUUUGAGACAGUUUUUUGGAACACGGUAUGAGGAAUAUGCCCGAAGAGUUGGGUCAGGGGUGCCAUUUGUAAAAUGAAGAUCUAUCAAUUAAGUGAGCUGAGCCAUAUCCUGUCACACCUAAUUCAAGUAAUAAAGGAAGUUUGAACCAUUUUUCUCUUGAACAGUUUUGAUCCAUGCUUCACAUUUCUGGAGGUAUAAACUGCUUGCUUUCAGCUUGUGGCUGUACUAACACCUCCUUUCAUUAUAUGCAGCUGUGCUUGUGUGAAGCAUCUGAAAAUAAAAAUCCAGGGUUGGGUUAGAUGGUGAUCAUGUUAAGUUUCAUGGUUGGACGAGAUUGUUGCAGAUUAUUCAUGGGCUUCUAGCAAGCCUACUGAUUUUACCACUGGCAACGAUUCUGGAAUGCACUGAUCAGGCAUGCUCAAACAAGUAAAAUUAGUUUGGCUACUAUUUAACUAGGAUUUUGUUGUUUGGUUAUCCUCUUUUGGUGAUGUAUCUUGCUUCAACAUUUGCAUUCUUGUUGUAACCUUUCAUCACUUGCUGGAACAAAAAUGCUAAAAACUAGAGAAAUAAAAUGUAAUCACAAUGAGCAACAGCGGAACACCAUUAGAUUCCAUAUAGAUGUUCUAAAUGCAUUGAUAUGAUUAAUGCAAAAAUACAAGUAUGGAAGAAAUAAUAUUAAGACUUAA
This is a messenger RNA of Glycine soja, 1579 nucleotides long. Its product is annotated as protein-S-isoprenylcysteine O-methyltransferase A-like. The transcript is spliced from 2 exons. The record is from RefSeq and is a predicted model, not a curated record. The coding region runs from base 376 to 969 and encodes 197 amino acids. Gene Ontology annotation, molecular function: protein C-terminal S-isoprenylcysteine carboxyl O-methyltransferase activity. Gene Ontology annotation, cellular component: endoplasmic reticulum; membrane. Lineage: Eukaryota; Viridiplantae; Streptophyta; Magnoliopsida; Fabales; Fabaceae. Gene Ontology annotation, biological process: C-terminal protein methylation.